Messenger RNA from Didymodactylos carnosus, 843 nucleotides. The record is from the annotation of a GenBank genome assembly. Lineage: Eukaryota; Metazoa; Rotifera; Eurotatoria; Philodinida; Philodinidae.
AUGGGUAAUAAACUGGGGAAAAUUCUUGAAAGGAAAUCCUACGGACAGAGUGUCGUUACUCGAUCAGGUUAUGGUGGUGAAACGACGACUUAUGGUGGUGAUACACAUAAUUUCCAUUCUACUCAUACAGCUUUACAUCGCGGUUACGCAGAACCGGCAACAACAAGUUUCGUUGUUGGCAAAGGCGAUUGCGCCUGUAAUGUUAAAAUUACAGUGACUGUUAGUAGUUCACCAAAAAUAGCAACAAAUGUAACAACUAUCAAUGAUACUUACGAUUUUAACAAGCGUUAUGUUGAUUUGGAUUUAACCCGAGGUAAUGGAUCCGUCAUCGUAUCGACAAAUGGAAUAAUAGCAGAGCAAGCGGAUCGACCUGCCUCCGUCCAUACAUAUAAUACUACUAAAAGAUUGACAUCCCAUGAAUCCGACAUUGUUAGACGUUCGAAUACUCCAUCAUAUAUUAAAAUCGAUUAUCCAAAAACAAGAGCAAGUCAUAUUGAAAGUUCUAGCAGUCGCGCAUCGAACCUUUAUUCAACAAUACAGGAACCGGUAAAUUCAAGUGUGCAAUGGCGAGAAGUUCACUCAAAAUCAUCUCAUACAGGUCCAACAAUCACUGAAAUUUCCAAUGCUGAAGAUCAGUUUGGGGCUCGUUCACAAGCGAAUGUAUCAUCACAACGAUCAGCUUACUUCAAAUCAUCUUCUAGUUCGAGCCAAUCUCGCGGUGAACAACAAGGAGGUGAUAUUAACGCACGAAGGAUUCUUUCAUCAACAGCAGAAGAAAGAACAUUGGACACAUCCCAAAAUACUGACAAUGCUGAUGAAGAUCGUGAUGGAGAUGACACAUAA